Messenger RNA from Budorcas taxicolor (takin), 825 nucleotides. RefSeq names its product outer dense fiber of sperm tails 3 like 1 (gene CIMAP1C). The transcript has 4 exons. Gene Ontology annotation, cellular component: cytoskeleton. The coding region runs from base 1 to 825 and encodes 274 amino acids. Lineage: Eukaryota; Metazoa; Chordata; Mammalia; Artiodactyla; Bovidae. The record is from RefSeq and is a predicted model, not a curated record.
AUGAAAGUGCCCAAGGGUGUCAAGAACCCUGUGUUUUAUGGGCAGCAGCCAGAGAAAAAGGUGCCAGUGUCCUCAGGGCACGAGAUAAAGCAGACCCCUGUGGUCCUGGCGAUGCUCAAAGGUCCGGGGCCUGCCCAGUACCUCCGGCCAUCCUGCACGGGCUAUAUAGACCACGAUGUCUCCAUGUUCCAGGAGCCGGCCUAUACCCUGCAUGCCCGGCACUCGGAGAAGCUGAUCGUGGACAUACGUAGCCCCGGGCCUCGCUAUUUCUUGGAUCCUAAGGUAACUCGGUUUGGGAUGGCCAGCUGUCCUCAAGUUCCCAUGGCAGAGCACAUCUCUAACCCGCGUCUGAGCCCCACCCCGGCCCCCUGCCAUUACCACCUGGAGAAGACCCACCCGCCUGGGGAACGCAGGGCUCCUGAGUACUCAUUUGGCUUCCGGUGCCCAUACCGAGUGAUGGACCCCAAUCCGGGCCCCAACCGGUAUCAGAUGCCACUCCUGCUGGGGCCCAACCUCCCUGCCAACAAAGCUGCUCCUUGCUAUAGCUUGGCCCACUUGGACAAGAACUGGUUCUACAAGAAUAUGUCAAGAGGCCCCGGACCGGCCGCACACCCCCGGCCAGAGCCGUCCGUCUAUCAGAACCGCAGCCCCGUCUAUAGCAUGGCCAAGCGCUUUGGCUACCCGGUGGACCACACACCUCGGCCUGGCCCCGGCUCCCACAACGUCCAGCAGGUCACGGCACACAAGCCCCGCCCGCCCGCCUUCACCAUGGGCAUCAAGCACUCGCCCCACCAAUGCCCGCUGGUCAUCGACAUUCGUGACUGA